Messenger RNA from Dromiciops gliroides (monito del monte), 3413 nucleotides. It is a transcript of the gene TUB, whose product is annotated as TUB bipartite transcription factor. Bases 1 to 1596 code for a protein of 531 amino acids. Gene Ontology annotation, cellular component: cilium. Lineage: Eukaryota; Metazoa; Chordata; Mammalia; Microbiotheria; Microbiotheriidae. Gene Ontology annotation, biological process: protein localization to cilium. The transcript is spliced from 12 exons. The record is from RefSeq and is a predicted model, not a curated record.
AUGGCGGGAGCCCACGCGGGGCUGGGGAUGGAGGGCGGCGGCGGCGGCGGCGGCGGCGGCGGCGCCGGGAGCAGCAACAGGACCCUGUCAUAUAGCCGCUGGAGUUAUGACAGUGUUUUGGACGAUGAAGGCAGCACCCUGCGGCAGCAGAAACUCGAGAGGCAGAGGGCUCUGCUGGAGCAGAAACAAAAGAAGAAGCGCCAGGAGCCCCUGAUGGUGCAGUCCAACCCAGACAGCCGCACGAGGACACGCCGUACGCGGCAGUCUGAGGAGCAGGCCCCACUGGUGGAGUCCUACCUAAACAGCAACAGUAGCACCAGCUACAACGUACAGGAGGCUGAACAAGAUGACGGGAAGUUGGGCGAGGACCCCUUGAUGCCCAGAUCAGCCAAGAGGAGCCCUGCAGCAGGGGCAGGGGCAGCGGCAGCAGGCGGUCAGGGUGGUAUCUCUAAAAAGGAGAAGAAGGGGAAACCCAAAGGGAGUGAUGGGUUUUUCUCGGAUGGUGAGCCAGACCCGAACGUGCAGAACCUGACAGUGGGUCGGUCUGGCUCCAGUAGGAGCCUGGGAGAGGCAGCAGCUGCCGGAGGGCAGCACUCAUCCAAGCAGGACCUCCGUGCCACAAUGCAGACGAAGGGAAUCUCCAGCAGCAUGAACUUUGACGAAGAAGAGGAAGAGGAUGAAGAGGAGGAUGAAGAGGAUAGCUCCAGCUCUUCCCAGUUAAACACUAAUGCCCGGCCAUGCUCCGCCACCAGCAAGAAGUCAAAUAAGGAGACGGCCUCGGCCCCCAGCCCCUCAGCCCAGGCGCCGCUCAUUGAGGUGGAGGACCUGGAGGAGUUUGCGCUGAGGCCGGCCCCACAGGGCAUCACCAUCAAGUGCCGCAUCACGCGGGACAAGAAGGGGAUGGACCGAGGAAUGUACCCCACCUACUAUCUGCACAUGGAACGGGAGGACGGAAAAAAGGUAUUCCUCCUGGCUGGAAGGAAGAGGAAGAAGAGUAAAACAUCUAAUUACCUCAUCUCUGUAGACCCGACCGACUUAUCCCGAGGAGGAGAGAGCUUUGUGGGGAAACUCCGGUCAAACCUCAUGGGAACAAAGUUCACCGUGUAUAACAAUGGAGUCAACCCGAUGAAGACAUCAUCAUCAAAUCUGGAAGGUGCAAAUAUAAGGCAGGAGCUGGCAGCCAUUUGCUAUGAGACUAAUGUCUUGGGAUUUAAGGGCCCUCGGAAAAUGAGUGUGAUCAUCCCUGGCAUGAGCAUGGUGCAUGAGAGGGUCUCCAUCCGACCUCGAAAUGAGCAGGAGACGUUGCUGGCUCGGUGGCUAAGCAAAAGCACAGACACCGUCAUCGAGCUACACAACAAGACACCGGUGUGGAAUGAUGACACCCAGUCCUACGUGCUCAACUUCCACGGUCGUGUCACGCAGGCCUCUGUCAAGAAUUUCCAGAUCAUCCAUGCAAAUGACCCUGACUACAUCGUGAUGCAGUUUGGCCGGGUGGCAGAGGACGUGUUCACCAUGGAUUACAACUACCCGAUGUGCGUCCUGCAGGCGUUUGCCAUCGCGCUCUCCAGCUUCGACAGCAAGCUGGCCUGUGAGUAAGCGGGCGGGCGCUGCCCCAACCCCCCGCCCCGCAGGAAGCCCCCCAGCCAGUCUGUGGCCCCAGGACUCGCCACGCGGGCCCGGCUCAGGCCGGUUCCCCACUGCCUCACACUGGACCCUCUCCAGCCAAGACGGGAGAAAUGGCGUGUUUCUCUCCAGCACUCCCAUCUCUCAUCGUUUGUCUUUCCCGAAGAUAGCGAGGUGUCCUCGCUCUGAACAUAGACAUCUCACUCCAUGCUCCCUUUCUGCCCCAGGCCCUUUCCAUAUCUUCCAGAUCUCCAUUAGGCAUUAUUUCCUCAUCCUCAUUCUGGUCCUUCCUCCCCUCCCAACUGGUCCCAUCUUUCCUCAUCCUGUUCCUCCACCUCAUCCUCCCUUGCCAGUCCUCUCUCAGGGCUUGGCUGUGCCUGGGUUCAGGCCCAGUUGGGGUGAAGGAGGGGUGCUGUGAGCUAGAGUAUACUCCUCACUGACCCAGGGAAAACCCCCAAGUGUCCCCUUUUCCCAUCAGCCCUGACUAACAAGUACAAACCAUACCCAGAGAGAGGGGGCUUGGAGCCCCCUAUGUGGCUGUGUCAACAUCAGCGUCAGUCAGUCUUUGUUGGGCUUUUGGGGUUAUAACCCCAGGGGCACAAGACACCCUGCCACAGCAGCCCCUGCCUGAGGCUGCUGCCCAAGUUGCCCCACGGCCCCCACUCAGGACUUUGGUUUCAUUUGGAACCACAUUGUCAUAAAGCCACCUACUACACUCAGUGGUGAACCAGGGGUGUGUGGACGUGAGAUUGUGUGUCUGUGGCUGUGCCCUCGUGAGACUGCUGUGUCUUUCUAUACAGGUGUGACUGAGUACGUGUGACUCCACCUCAGAGCGUCUGGUUACAUGUGGCUGACCGGCCACCUGUGUGAUUGGGAUAUGCAUACGUGUUCACCUUUAUGACGGUGUUUGUAUAUGUGUGUGACUGCUUGUGCGAACGUGUGUGUGAUUCACAGCCGGGUGUGAAUGUGUUGUGUGGCUGACUUCUUGCUCCAGAUUUCAUGAAAUGUCCCCUGGGGUCUUGUAGGGACUGCAGGGUUGAUGUGCAGUGGGUUAUUUCUCCUUGCACUGAGUGGUCUGGGAGAGUUCAUUCUUCUUCCUCUGGGCAUGGCCCACAGCCCAGGCCAGAGUGCAGUGCCCAGGAGAUCCAGAGCUUGAGAUGGUGUCGCCAGGACAAUCGUGCGUCAGCUAGAACAAGGCAGCACUUUUAGCCUGGCCGAGGGCCAUCUGAGAGUUCGAGACCUAUGUCAGAACCUGGGUUCAAAUCCUGGCUUUCCUCUUUGUGACCUGUAUGACCUUAGGCAAAUCACUUAAUUCCUCCGUACCUCAGUUUCCUCAUCUGUAAAAUGAGGGGGACAGGGUUGGAUCAGAUGACCUCCAAGGCCCCUUCCAGCUCUAAAUGUGCUCCUCAGAUAACCCGAAUUGAAUUACAUCCGUGGGGCGUGGAUCCUGGGCUCUGAAGCUAUGGUUUUGCUCCUUAAAUCCUUAGUAAACCCAGGGAGCUGUUUAAUAAUAAUAGUGCUAACAAUAGCAGUAGUAGCUCCCGUGUCUAUAGUGCUUUAAGGUUCACAAAGGCCCUUCCCCCCAGAGACCCAGGAGGUAGGGAGUACAAGUGUUUGUUAUUACUCCCAUUUGACAAAGGAAGGAAUAGAGGCCAAAUGUCCCGAGUGAGGCCAUUUUGGACACAUCCCGAGGGGACGAGGCAGCGUGUGAUUGUGAUCUAGUACAAAGAAGCCCAGGCCUGGGGGUCAAGAGGCCUGUGCUCUGGCCCUAGCUCUGCAGGCUCACUCCC